AUGGCCGAAGCAAUGGAGCAAGCCACAGCCACUGCGCUGGUCGCCACGCUGGCGGCAUCCCCGGAAGAAGCGACACAGGACUGUGCCAUCUGCUUCCAACCCAUGGAGGAGUCUUGCGAGCUUCAGAAGCUCUCCUGUGGGCACAGGUUUCACCACGCCUGCAUCUCGGAAUGGCUCAUUCGCAAGUCUUCCUGUCCGCUCUGCAAGCAGGAGAGUCCAGGUGCCGAGCCCGAAAAGGAGCCUUUUCAUAUCGAUAUGGGCCACCAGGAGAUGGCAUCGUUCGUGAAUGAGCUGGAAGAUAUCUUCAAGGCCAUUCAUGCUGGCAUCCGAGAAGACUAUGCCGUUGCCCUGCCAGCCAUCACCUACAACCUUUGCGUCAGCUUGGGUUACGAGGACGAGGAUGAGCUUGAAGAGGCCUUGGGCGGUCCGCUGGUCCAGUUCCUCGAUGCUUUGCCCCAUUUCGAGGUGAGGCAGCCGCAAGACAACGCUGAGGAGAAGGACACGGAGAUCCGCGUCCUGAUGAGGCCGCUGCCAAGCGAGGAUGACCUUCGGCCCGGCAUGGGACAGUCCUUGACCUUCACGGUGUCGGAGCGCGAGGACCUCUGGCGGGUUGUGCUUCUAGGGCCACGGGCACAGGUGGAAAUCCCAGAGAUCGAGUUCGUCUUUCAGGGUCGUGGCAGCAGAUGUGUGGAUACGGUCUAUAAUAUGAUUGCCUCCGCCGUCUUCAAUCUCGGCGACCAUGUGCAGAAGAACCGGCGCAUGGGCGGUGCAGUCUCUGAGGAGGAGCUGGCGAAAAUCUGCGAGAAAAUCGAGCAGCUGAACAUCCUGCUUGACCUGGAGCAGCCCUUCACCUUCCGUGUGCAGGACAAACAAGGGCUCUCUGAGUUCAAGCCCGCCAACGGCGUGGUCGUACUGCCGGUGUCGGACGACGCCCCACCACUGGGCGAAAACUACGACUGA
Messenger RNA from Symbiodinium pilosum, 960 nucleotides. Lineage: Eukaryota; Dinophyceae; Suessiales; Symbiodiniaceae. The record is from the annotation of a GenBank genome assembly.